AUGCGCGAAUGGCGGUUUCUGUCACAAUUCAUAUCUGGGAAUUGUCUCUGUAUUGUCUAUCCUGCAGUAUUCUUUUCAGCGACCCGGUUUGUCUUCUGUUGCGUUGUUCACUUUCUCCUCGCCUUACAUUUGUUGUUUAGUCAGGAUGCUUCACCAUCCAGGACGGUCUGUAGCAAGGCCAUCUCAGUAGUCACUGCUGAUCUUUUCUGGAUCCCUUCCCCUCUUCUUGAAUUCAUUCUUGAAUUCCUUCGUUCAUUCCCUCUUUCUUUUUGGGUACUUCGUUUUUUCAUUCAUAAUUUCUUUGAUUCCUGUCUUUGUUCGUUCCUUAUUUUUUUUCUUGUAUUCAUUCGUUCUUUCGUUUUUCUUUGUUUCUUUCGUUCUUUCUUUCCUUUUUUUCUUUCUUGGUUUUCUUCGUUCGUUACUUCCUUCUUUCUUUCUUGGAUUCCAUCGUUUGUCCUUUUUGUCUUUUGGGGUUCAUUCCUUAUUUUUGUUCUUUCUAAGAUUCCUUCGUUCGUUCUUCUUAAUUUCUUCUAUUCUUGCGGUGUUCGUUCCUUCUUUUUUCUUGGAUUUCUUCGUUUGCACUUUCCUUUUUACUUUCUUAAAUGCCUUCGUUUUUCUUUCCUUUUUUCUUUCUUGGAUUCUUUCGUUCAUUCUUUCGUUCGUUCUUUCCUUCAUAAUUUCUUGGAUUCAUGCGUUCGUUCGUCCUUUCUUGUUUUUCUAGGAUUCCUUUGUUCACUCGUUUCUUUUUUCUUUCUUGAAUCCAUCGUUCUUUCAUUCGUUUUUGAUUUCUUGUUAUUCUUCGUUAGUUCCUUUUUUUUCUUUCUUGGAUUCAUUCGUUCGUUAUUUCUUUCUUUUUGUUCGUCCAUUUUUUUUAAAGAUUCCUUUGUUCAUUCUUUCCUUCGUUCGCUUGUUCCUUUAUUCUUUCUUGGAUUUCUUCCUCCGCUCGUUUCUUUUUUCUUUCUUAAAUCCCAUCAUUCUUUCGUUCCCGCUUUCUUUCUUGGAUUCCUUCGUUCCAGUCUUCUUUCUUUCUUUUUUACUUUCUUCUUUCCAUUUCUCUUUUUUUUUUUUUUUUGUCGAUUUUAG
Molecule: messenger RNA, 1083 nt
Organism: Acanthosepion pharaonis
Lineage: Eukaryota; Metazoa; Mollusca; Cephalopoda; Sepiida; Sepiidae
Source: the annotation of a GenBank genome assembly